CUCUUUCACAACAACUCUGCAGGCCCUCUAAUUAAUCCUCUCUCCCCUCGCCUCACUUUCGGGGGCCUCCAACUCAUCCACAACCACCGAUCCACCUCAAUGAACAACCCCGAUGCGACCUGCAACUCCCAAUUCAUUGAGACGUGCAUGGCGGACGAUGGAUCAUGACCACGAGGACGACGCUUAUGCCCGAGUACCAACGAUAUCAUUGGCAGAUUCGCUGCAAGAUGGUUGGAAUGUGUGCCAUCCAUCCUCGAGAGGUUCCUCCCAACGCACGAUACCAAUCAACAAUGUCGACUCUUCCGCCAGACAAUUGUUCCUGACCAAUUUUGGGCCCAAUACUUUGACGCAGUUUCUGCGGGAAGAGAUAGAGAAGUUGAGACAAUCUGUGAACUCGUACAGUGGCAAGGGCAAAGGGAAAGCGGUUGAGACGUACCAUUCCUCUGAAGCUGCACAACCAGGUGACAGUGAAGAACUUCGCAAUCACCAUGCUACGGCUGAGACCAAGAAUAACGGCCACUUGGAAACCACCACAACCCUUUUGCCAGGUUCUAUCCAUGGUACAUUCGCAGACAAGCAAUUUAUCCAUCACCAGGCAAGGUCCACCUGUGUUCCGGAACAACAUGGCUCAUCUUCUGUUGCGAGCUCUUCGUCCCUCCCAUGUCAAGAUUUGCGUCCUCUCGAAUGCACCGGCCAAAGUAGUCUUUUACUGAAUGCAGCUUUGCGACGGUCUGAACGCCUGACAAGGAAGAUGCAGAGCAAUUACAUAGCUGGUAUGAAGAAUGCUUCGUCUGACUAUGAUGGCCCCUCCAAUGCCGAUCGAGGGGAGAACACGAAAUCAUUCCACGACUCUCACAUUGCAACCCUCCCUUCUGUUCAAGAUGCGAGUGUUUCUGUUGAUCGGGACCAUGUCAGGAACCCGUCUCGCCCUGCAACAUCAUGUGAAACCAUGACCGACUCGGACAGGAGAAGCCACUUUGAGGAACAUACGAAAUCCCGGAGGCAUCUUGUUAGACGGGUGCCAAAUGGCCCACCUGUUCAACCGCACGACGUAACAGAUCUAGUACGGACCAGAGUUCGUCAAAGGCAGACCUUGGGCGAAAGCACAUAUCAAUCUUCUUUACACGAUGCAAGUAGAGACAGUUUGACAUCCAACACUGAUCACGUUGCUUGCUCAGGCCAAAGUCUCUCGCCCAGGUGUGGUGGCCGCGGCAAGAAUGGACGGCGAUUGAACUCCGACCGCCCUCAGCAAAACAAUCUCCCGAAGCAUAUGCGCCUUGACACUACACAACUCAGCAAAGAUCGAGCGCCGCUGACCAUCACUGAUGUGUCAAAAUUCGUCGAUCGCUUUUUUCGGAGCAUGGGUAGUACCGACGAGGCAACCCGGGCGCCAGGCAACGUCCGUCAUGCCGCAAUGGUGAAGUCAAUCCCUCCCCAAACGGUGCCGUCCCAUUUCAACUACACCGAUAUUGUGUCAGACAAAUUGCCAGGCGACGUGAAAAGAGACAUUCUUCAUAGUGUGCAGCGGAUCACCGGCUCACUCAAAUUGCAACAACUCCUUGUGGCAUACGACCUCGAGAUGUUUCUUGGAGGACAUGAUGGACCGUCGCCAUUAAAUCCCGCUGACAUCUUAACCCCAAUAUUCCAGUCUGACUCUGUUUGUGUCUCAUACGGUGGUGAAGGUGACCUCAGCCUGGAACCAGGUGUGCCGCAACAUUCGCUCAGUCUCAAUGAUUUUAACGAAGACCAUUGGAUGGGUAUCGCACAGCACCUUUCUCCUCAAGAUAUUAGAAGUCUACGUCUUGUCAGUCGAACCCUGGCUCAACGCUUAGGGCCGGUUUUGUUUCGCAAUGUUGUGGUCAAUUUUGGGAAAGGAUUCUUCGACAUUGAUAACCCUGAAUGGGAUAGCAAAUGUGGCCAGCCCCCGUCGAAUUCCAUGCUCAAGAAAUAUGGAGAUAACAUCAAUCAAUUUGGACUAGCAUUUGAGUACGACUUGGAAGGCCUUGCCAAUGCAUCAGACAAAGUCAUAGAAAAAGAACAAGAUGCGUGGUUUGGACGAUUUACGUGGCCGACAGAAAACUAUCCGCGUUUCUCAGCCAUUCAAUCCCAAGAAGACCUCGUAGAUCACAAUCGUCCAUUGCUCCGAGAAGCCUUCCAGCAUGUAACUAAAGCUUCCGAGCUGGGACUCUGCAUUGACAGUGGGCAUGGGUGGCUAGAGGGCCCCGACAUGUCUGAUCUCGCUCUAUUCGACCGCCGGACCAAAAAGGGUAGCCCAAUCUUUGGCAAAACCUUUAAGACUGAAGACGUGUGGACUACCCUGGGACGCCAUCUGUACUUCCACUGGGCUCAACAGAACACCAUCCAGGAGACUAUCAAAUUGCUUAAAAAACCUGCAGGCGACGAUUUCGGGAAUGCAUGCCACCGGGCGAGUACUUCCACCGUGGACGAGAUUGAUUUCUGGAAUCAUGUGGAGAGCAGUAAUAUCGAGAGCUUCCGAGAGCCCCCUAAUCCGCUAGAUGAGGUUGAAGAUCCGCACAUUGGUGAAUUUUCCAAUUUUCGACGUGUUCGUCCACAGUUCGAUUUGGACAGCGCAUCCGGCAUGCUGGAUGCGCAUCAGAGCCAGUGGCCACUGAUAUUCGGUGGUUACAAUCUUGCGGCACAGCUUGGAAGCGUCAACGAGGGCCUAUACAGCAAGCUCGCCCAUCCCACUUGCUCCCCCUUACUCCCAGGGGCGCUUACAGAAGCACAAGCUCAGUGGUUGAUGGAGACCGCUUGGGCUCAGCGGACCUUUUUAUCAUCCUAUACCACGGCCAUCAUCUCUAACAAGCUGAAUUUCACCAAUGUACAUACUCUCAGAAUCAGUAAAUUAUCUUCAGGACUCUUACCAUCGAUCGCGCAGAAAGAGUUCUGGGCAUCUCUCCCAGGACUGAAGAAGUUACAAAUCCUGGUCAGUCCAGAUUGGCGGCAAGAGUAUGUCAUCGGUGACCGUUCCUUUGGCCUGGACAUGCUCAUAUCUCCCGCAAAGGCUGCUGAGAAAUUCACCCAUUUCUUGAGAGAACACGUCGCCAAGUUGGAGACUCUUUUGAGUCUGACGAUUGGUUAUGUGGGAGGCGGAGAACAUGCGGUUGGCAUGUUUGCCCGCAAUCAACAUGUUCUGUUCGCUCCCAUCGUUGACAACCCUAUACAAUGGCUUCACCAUCUUGACCAACCUGCAUUAAUAACCAGGUUCGACCACGUUCGGGAGCUAAAGUUUGAAAAUUGCUGGUUCACCCCAUGGAUGUUGCGAGAAUUCAUGGAGACGAGUAAGGAUACCAGUCUUCACACCCUCAACCUCGACUCGGUCAGUAUGACGGCCAUCCACGACCCGACUCUCGAGAGUCGACUCUUGGCUCAGGGAAGCGGGUCGCGUUGUAUAUGGCCUCGAUUUUCGUGGCUUAAGGAAAAACUUCCGACGAGUGCUGCUUGGUGUCGGGUCCUUGAUGACAUUACUCCUGGACUUACAUUUCUUGAGCGUAAGUAUAAUGCCGGUAUGAUCGACGACGAUGAGCAUCCGCGAGCGCAACGGCCCUUCCGUGGCCAUGUACGGAAAAUAAUCCUCAAGAGCUGCGGUUAUGUCAAAAUUUCAACCCAGCACGACAACCCCUUGGUUUAUAGCCAGAACGCUCUUCUUGCACAUUCUCACGUCCCUAUGGAUCAGGGUCUCUUCAAACGUAUGCAACAAUAUGUCAAGGUCCCCACCUUGAUGUCAUUUGAAGAGUCAGAGGUGCGACUUAACCAAUCCUCGUCCCGGCCCAAGCGAUUUGAGGAUCACGCUCGCCGACACAUUAUGCAGAGUGUCAGUAACCCGAUCGAAUCACGGUGGCCCUGGUUGGGCACAUUGACGCAGUGCGUACACCCCAUCGAAAAACGAGUGCUGGAGGAAGCUUGGGGCAUGACCUUUGGAUGGGGCAAUGAUUUGGCUCGGUUUGGACCCGUGGAAGAUGGUUUCUUCGAAGGCGGUACGGGACGCUUCAGUGGUGUUAUCGAAAGCCACACCAGCACCGGCCCAGACCCAUCGGAUUAGACGCACAAUCUUGGGGGCAUAUGGUGAGAUGAGGAUGGUGACCGUGUGGGAAUCGAAUUUGGGAAUGCUGUGUUGGAAUGACUACAUCGUUUGAAAGUUUGGAAAGUGGCAUUUCUGGGUCAUAACCAAGGAGCCGAUGGACAUUGCAUGGGGUGUGGUUGUCAGAGAAUGAUUGUCGGCGGGUAGCCUCGCAUUAUGUGGAUGAUGAACGAAAUGAGACGUGAAAAAGAUUACGGCCUUUUUUGUUUGAUGGAGUCAACUCUUUUGCAAUGUCAAAAGUGUACUUUUGAAGUCCGAAGAGGAUUAAAAAGCAGAUUAGAUGAUCCCAAUGUCAUGAGACAAGACGAUAUCAAUUUGAUUUACUUUGUAUGAGUGAGUAGGUACUUGAGGUGGCUGAUGAAAAA
Exophiala oligosperma is the source of this 4467-nucleotide messenger RNA. RefSeq lists its product as uncharacterized. The coding region runs from base 113 to 4063 and encodes 1316 amino acids. NCBI's taxonomy places the organism in Eukaryota, Fungi, Ascomycota, Eurotiomycetes, Chaetothyriales, Herpotrichiellaceae. The record is from RefSeq and is a predicted model, not a curated record. The transcript has a single exon.